UGCGUGGAUUCUGGAAACUCAUACGAUAUGUGAUGCGAUUCAUUCAUGUCAUGUCAGAGCAAAUCUCAAGUUUCAAAUAAUCAGAGAAUCAAAUAAAAAAGCAUUUCUUAUUCCCCUGAAAUUGUAUGACGACUACAUCGGAGAUGGCCGGAAAUCGAAAAGUUUUCAACUUAUUGGAGCUUUCUCAGCAUAGAAGCCGCCAUGAUUGUUGGCUCCUCAUUGACGGGAAGGUCUAUGAUGUUACGGAUUUCUUGAAGGAUCAUCCUGGUGGAGAUGAUGUACUCUUGUUUGCUACAGGGAAAGAUGCGACUCAUGAAUUCGAGGAAGUAGGUCAUAGUUCAUCUGCAAAAGCCAUGUUAAGUGAGUUUUAUGUAGGUGAUAUAGACUCGACCAAGGCCAAUGAUAUUGCUAUUACUGCCACUCCUAAACAGACGACCGAGCAGAUUCAAGAUAACAACAACUCUGAGUUGUUGAUUAAGCGCUUUCAGUUUCUUGCUCCUCUUCUGAUCUUAGGUUUGGCUCUUGGUGUUCUUUUUUAUCAAGACUGAUCCAUCUUUUCUAGAAGAAUCGAUACAGUGAUCGGGGGCAAAUUAUAAAAUAUCGAUAUGUACAUGUGUUGAACUAAUUUGCUUUUACGUUCCUCUGUAUUGUUCUGUAUAAGACAUCUUAAUUGUAAAAGUGACAUUACCCUUGAAAAGCAUGGGUAUGUCACAGUCAUGCAUUAUGUCCUUCUGAUUUUCCGGAUAGUUAUAAUAACUUAUAACAUCAAA
Messenger RNA from Camelina sativa (false flax), 770 nucleotides. Its product is annotated as cytochrome B5-like. Lineage: Eukaryota; Viridiplantae; Streptophyta; Magnoliopsida; Brassicales; Brassicaceae. Gene Ontology annotation, molecular function: heme binding. Gene Ontology annotation, cellular component: membrane; intracellular membrane-bounded organelle. The record is from RefSeq and is a predicted model, not a curated record.